This is a messenger RNA of Clarias gariepinus (North African catfish), 1218 nucleotides long. RefSeq names its product tripartite motif-containing protein 16-like. The transcript is spliced from 7 exons. Gene Ontology annotation, molecular function: protein binding; zinc ion binding. Lineage: Eukaryota; Metazoa; Chordata; Actinopteri; Siluriformes; Clariidae. The record is from RefSeq and is a predicted model, not a curated record. The coding region runs from base 1 to 1218 and encodes 405 amino acids.
AUGAAUGUAACUAGAGAGAAGAUCUGCUCUGAACAUGAUGACGUGCUAAAGAUCUACUGCCGUACUGAUCAAAGCUGUAUUUGCUCCUUGUGCAUGUUGGAUAAACAUAAAGGCCAUGACGCUGUAACAGUUUCAGCAGAAAGAGCUGAGAAACAGAGUGAGUUAAAGGAGAAGCAGAAGAAGGUGCAGGAGCUGAAACAGGCUGUGAACACUAUAAAGUGGAGUGCAAAGAGAGCAGUGAAGGACAGUAAGAAGAUCUUUACUGAGCUGAUCAGCUCCAUGGAGAAAAAGUGCUCGGAGGUGACAGGGCUGAUCAAAGCUCAGGAGAAGGCUGAACUGAGUCGAACUGAACGACUCCUGAAGCAACUGGAGCAGGAGAUUGCUGAUUUUCAGAGGAGACUCAUUGAGCUUGAGCAGCUUUCACACACACAUGAUCACAUCCAGUUCCUCCAGGCUUUAGCUUCUGGACGUCAGUCUCCUAUAAUUGAGAGACUAGAUUUUCAGAUAUCCAGCAUCAGUGUCCAUCAAAAUCUCUCAUUUGAUGGAGUGAGGAAUUCUCUCUCAGAUCUGAAGAAGAGACCCGAGGAAUUCUGUGAGGAGGAAUUCAACAAAAUCCCUCCACAUGCUGCAGCAGUUCAGAUCUUUUCACUACCAGAGACACAGAGCAGAGAAGAGUUUCUGAAAUAUUUCUGUUAUCUGACUCUGGAUCCCAACACGACACAUCGUAACCUCAUUCUGUCUGAGAAGAACAGAGCGGUGAGAUACAGUGAGAGAGAGCAGCAGUACUCUGAUCAUCCAGAGAGAUUUGACUCCUGGCUUCAGGUGUUGUGUAAGGAGAGUGUGUGUGGACGCUGUUACUGGGAGGUGGAGUGGGGCGGUGGUGUGUCCAUAUCAGUCUCAUAUACAGACAUCAGCAGAAAAGGACGGGCUAAUGAGUGUGUGUUUGGAGGCAACAAUCAGUCCUGGAGUCUGCGGUGUUCUUCUUCUUCUUCUCUCUGUUUCUAUCACAACAACAUUAAGACUGAUCUCGGAGCUCCAUCAUCCUCCAGAAUAGGAGUGUAUGUGGAUCACAGUGCAGGAACUCUGUCCUUCUACAGCGUCUCUGGCACGAUGGAGCUCCUCCACAGAGUCCACACCACAUUCACUCAGCCUCUGUACACUGGGUUUGGACUCUAUGGGUCGUCUGGCUCUACUGUGAGAUUGUGUGAUCCAGAAUAA